Molecule: messenger RNA, 652 nt
Organism: Aspergillus sclerotioniger CBS 115572
Lineage: Eukaryota; Fungi; Ascomycota; Eurotiomycetes; Eurotiales; Aspergillaceae
Product: CinA family protein
Exons: 1
Coding region: 77-652 (191 amino acids)
Source: RefSeq, a predicted model, not a curated record
CUCUGUACAGUUACUAGACUUAAAAAGAACACCCCUUCAUCCCCCUCUCAAAACCAUCCCCAACCAACCUCCCAAAAUGGACAUAUUCACCCCCCACCCCCCACACCGAACCUUCACAAUCGAAGAAACAGCCACCACCAUAAUCCAAACCCUAAAACAAGCCAACCAAACCCUCGGAGUCGCCGAGUCCUUAACCGGCGGCGGUCUCAUGGCCGCCAUAACAUCCAUAUCCGGCUCUAGCGCUGUGUUCCACGGCGGAGUAGUCUCCUACGCAACGCCCUUGAAACAAGAGAUUUUGGGUGUGGAUGAACAACUUAUUGCCAAAGAGGGUGUUAUUCAUGCUGAGGUGGCACGACAAAUGGCAAAGGGUGCUCGGAGAAUCACGAGCCAUGGGGACAAUAAGACGACGUGGGGGGUGGGAACAACUGGUGUUGCGGGCCCCACGCCGCAGGAUGAUAAACCGGCUGGGACGGUCUAUAUUGGGGUUGCUUCUGAGAGAAGGGUUUGGGCUUGGGGGCCUUUUAAUUUUUCGGGUGGGAGAGAGGAGGUUCGGCGGGCGACGGUUAGGGAGGCGCUUUGUUUGUUGAAGGAUGUGGUGGAGGGGCGGGUGUCGGAGGAUAUGAUAGUAUCUGAGGUUGAAGGGAGGGGGUGA